Anopheles gambiae (African malaria mosquito) is the source of this 1298-nucleotide messenger RNA. It is a transcript of the gene slv, whose product is annotated as sugar transporter SWEET1. Bases 352 to 1062 code for a protein of 236 amino acids. The transcript has 4 exons. Gene Ontology annotation, biological process: carbohydrate transport. Gene Ontology annotation, molecular function: sugar transmembrane transporter activity. The record is from RefSeq and is a predicted model, not a curated record. NCBI's taxonomy places the organism in Eukaryota, Metazoa, Arthropoda, Insecta, Diptera, Culicidae. Gene Ontology annotation, cellular component: membrane.
AAGGCUCAGUCAGAAAAGAUGGACGAGUAAAACAUUUCGUGUGCAAACAAGUGUUCUGCCGUCAACUGUCAAAUGCGGUGGAAAUGGACCAACCGGGCGCAGUUAGCAACCGAUGUGUACACGUACCGUUAUUUGUCAAAAACACGUCUGAUUAUAAACAAAUUGCUCACGUAGCGGAUGCGAUCAAAUGGAAAUUGUCCAUUUUCUAUAAUUUAUCAAAGCGAAGUGUAUACAAAGCACGGGGCAUGAUUGGUCGCGUGUCGAGGCGGUACUGCUGUUUCGAUGGAGUGUAGAAAAGUCCGACUGUGAGCCGCAACUGAGAGGUAUUAAGCGUUGUUACCCCGUCAACAAAUGGACGGAAUUAUGUCCAAAGGCAGCCUUGCCAGCCUGGCCACGGUUGCAACGGUUCUGCAGUUUCUUACUGGCACUGUGAUUUGUAAUCGUUACAUUCGGAAGAAAUCAACAGGAGACACAUCAGCCUUCCCCUUCAUAUCCGGAUUUCUUUCCUGUUUCAUGUGGCUCAAGUAUGGUGUCCUGACGGAGGAAAGUACUCUGAUACUGGUCAACUUUAUCGGAUCCGCACUGUUUUUCUCCUACACUGUGGUGUUUUUCAUAUUCUGCGUAAACAAGCGGGAGGUGAUACGCCAAAUGAUGGUCAUAUCCUGCAUCAUAUUGAGCGCCACGCUGUACACCUUAUUCGAGACGGACGAUGAGAAGUCGAUCCGUGUCAUAGGUAAACAAAACCACCGACCAUUUGGUAGAAAGAUUUUAACUUUCCAUCUACUUUACAUGCCUGCUUUAGGUCUGCUUUGCUGCUGUUUGGCGGUUUUGUUUUUCGCAUCACCGCUUACAAUGUUAGCGCAUGUCAUCCGUACCCAGAAUACGGACAGUCUUCCUUUUCCGAUCAUUGUGGCAUCGUUUUUCGUGUGCUUACUUUGGACGGCCUAUGGCGUACUUAUUGGUGAUCGAUUUAUACAGGUAAGAAAAGCUCGCUGGUUAGCUAAUGAUGGCUGGACUGUUCUCAAUCAUGCCAUUACCAUUGUAUAUUCCAUUACUCUUUAGAUUCCAAAUCUUCUCGGUGGAAUAUUGGCUGGAAUUCAGUUGACUCUGUAUGUGAUAUACCCGAAAAAGAAAGCUUCCUUCAGCGGUGGACCGCGGUAUUCACCUCUGGUAUCAGAAAACCCAAUUUUGUAGUAUUCCUAUGGUAUAGGUAAGCUAGGUAAGCAUGGGCCAGUGCGUAUUGUUAACAUUAUUUGGAUUAACGCACCAGUUAAUACAAUUUAGUUAUUAAAGUAAAA